Messenger RNA from Xenopus laevis (African clawed frog), 2460 nucleotides. It is a transcript of the gene sppl3.L, whose product is annotated as signal peptide peptidase like 3 L homeolog. Lineage: Eukaryota; Metazoa; Chordata; Amphibia; Anura; Pipidae. Gene Ontology annotation, molecular function: aspartic endopeptidase activity, intramembrane cleaving. Gene Ontology annotation, cellular component: endomembrane system; membrane; lumenal side of endoplasmic reticulum membrane. The record is from RefSeq and is marked provisional. Gene Ontology annotation, biological process: membrane protein proteolysis.
GUGCGCGCACCGUCUUCUCCAGUCCCGUGCGCGCAACCGUGCUUUCUCUGUUUCAGUGUGAGCUACGGUUCUCGACGUCUCCUUUUGGCCUUCCAGUUUCCCCGCCAUGGGUCAGGGCAGCCGGAAUCCAGGUUUCCCAGCGCCUUAAGCAGCGACCAUCAUGUUGAGCAGCGAAUCACAGAGCCGCCGUUGAGUGAUCCUCCUGGGCCAAAGCCCUAACACCUUCCCCCGGAGGAGCCAUGGCUGAGCAGACGUACUCCUGGGCUUAUUCUUUGGUGGAUUCCAGUCAAGUUUCCACAUUCUUGAUUUCAAUUCUUCUCAUCGUAUAUGGCAGCUUCAGGUCCCUCAAUAUGGACUUUGAAAAUCAAGACAAGGAGAAGGACGGCAGUGGUUCUCCUGGUGCUUUUAGUGGAAACGGCUCUAACAGUAUCCAGACUAUUGACUCCACUCAGGCUUUGUUCCUCCCCAUUGGAGCAUCUGUUUCUCUCUUGGUCAUGUUUUUCUUCUUUGACUCAGUUCAAGUUGUCUUCACUAUUUGCACUGCUGUUCUUGCAACUAUAGCGUUUGCAUUCCUUUUGCUCCCUAUGUGCCAGUAUUUAACCCGGCCUUGUUCUACUCAGAAUAAAAUAUCCUUUGGCUGCUGUGGCCGUUUUACAGUUGCAGAGCUGCUCUCUUUUUCUCUGUCUUUGAUGCUUGUCCUUGUUUGGGUGCUCACAGGUCACUGGCUGCUUAUGGAUGCUCUAGCCAUGGGACUGUGUGUUGCAAUGAUUGCCUUUGUGCGACUCCCCAGUCUGAAAGUAUCCUGUCUGCUGCUUUCAGGGCUGCUGAUUUACGAUGUGUUCUGGGUUUUCUUUUCUGCCUACAUAUUCAGUAGCAAUGUGAUGGUUAAAGUGGCCACCCAACCCGCAGACAAUCCUUUGGAUGUUUUAUCCAGAAAGCUCCAUUUGGGGCCAAAUGUUGGUAGAGAUGUCCCCAGGUUAUCCCUGCCAGGGAAGCUGGUGUUUCCCAGUUCCACAGGUAGUCAUUUCUCUAUGCUGGGUAUUGGGGACAUAGUGAUGCCUGGUCUGCUCCUGUGCUUUGUCCUACGUUAUGAUAACUACAAGAAGCAGGCAACCAGUGACUCCCAGGGAGCUCCUAUCUCUGGGCGCAUGCAGAAAGUCUCCUACUUCCAUUGCACACUAAUUGGAUACUUUGUAGGACUUCUGACUGCAACAGUGGCUUCACGCAUUCACAGAGCUGCUCAGCCUGCCUUGCUCUAUUUGGUCCCCUUUACUUUAUUACCUCUCCUCACUAUGGCCUAUUUAAAGGGGGAUCUUCGUCGCAUGUGGUCAGAACCAUUCCAUGCUAAGGCUAGCAGCCCCCGCUUCCUUGAGGUAUGAUGGGAGCAGAGACGACAUGGCCAACCAGGCAGAAUCCCUUCGGCUUUCUUUCCCCAUAACACUUUAUACUGGACACCGCAAAAGCUGAUGGACCUUCAGAAAGGCUAUUGUGUAAAAUAACAAACAUUUCUGGAAGAGAAUUUCUUGGUGUCUCUAUUUGGGAACCCUGAGAUUGACAAUUUUGUGUAAACACCCCAUCCAACUUCCCCAGCAGUGGCUACUGAAGCUAUGGAAAGAGUGGAGAAUAAACUAGAGUAUUAAAGGCACUAGGUGAACCACCUUACUGCUGUUAAGGAUAACCCUUGGAACCUUUAAAGGUUUGGCCUUCCUGGAACUUUAUGGAGCAUGUUUCUGUAAAGACAUCUAGAACACUGACAAGCCUGUUGGGACCAGACUCUAAUGAGAGGGGAGUCUCCCUCUCACUAGCUCCCCUUCCUUGCCCCCCCCCAUUUUUUUUUUAAUUAAAUUUCUUCUGUGGUGUGAAGUGACUUUUAGAUCUCAGCCAGUGUGUGAGUUACUCUCUGUAUAUACAUAGUCUGUCGUAUUUAAUUCCAUUUCACCUUCAUGUCAUGUUACUGAGGGUAAGACUGAGAUUAUAUAUAAAUAUAUUUUCUAUGGGUGGUAUAGUUAUUCACAGAAGUGGCCUUUUCAGGUCAGGCCUGCUGUGAUCUGUCGCAUGUCCUGCACUUUCAUCUUUGGCAUUCUAUGACUAAUCCAUCCCAGCGAAAGCCAAGCCUCAGUUCCAACCCAGUGUAACGUGUGCUCGUUCUGAUGUAUUCAUGGGCUGUUUAGUGACUGUAUUUGGUUCUGAUCAAUGUAGUGACCUAGGGCAUAUGAAAUGUUCCCAACCCUUGUCUCUCCAAUCUGUGCGCAGAAUUUUUAGCAGUUCCUUCUGGACUCUUGCAUGUCUAAGUUGCUGCGCUCAUUGCUCCCUCCAUAUUAAUAAUAAUAAUAAUAAUGUUAACUUCUUGUAAAUACAUUUUUUUCUUUUUCUAUUUUUUUUUUUUUUUUGUAUUUUUAGUAUUUUCAUUUGUCUGCUGUAUUUCUGAACCUCUCAUGUGACCUGCCUUCCACAAAAAAA